Messenger RNA from Racocetra persica, 244 nucleotides. The record is from the annotation of a GenBank genome assembly. NCBI's taxonomy places the organism in Eukaryota, Fungi, Glomeromycota, Glomeromycetes, Diversisporales, Gigasporaceae.
GGCAGAGGUAGAGGUAGUGCAACACGAGGUAGAGGUGGUAGAGACGGUCGUUCUGGAAGAGGUGGGUACACAACUUUUGGUGGUGGUGACAAACCUAAGAAAGAAUUAAUACUUGAUCUCUCGAAAUAUAUGGACAAAAAAAUAAGAGUCAAAUUUAAUGGUGGACGCGAAGUGACAGGAUCAUUAAAAGGUUAUGAUCCUUUAUUGAAUCUAGUACUUGAUGAUACCGAAGAGCAGUUGAGAG